Messenger RNA from Galdieria sulphuraria, 1641 nucleotides. RefSeq lists its product as uncharacterized. The transcript has a single exon. NCBI's taxonomy places the organism in Eukaryota, Rhodophyta, Bangiophyceae, Galdieriales, Galdieriaceae. The record is from RefSeq and is a predicted model, not a curated record. The coding region runs from base 18 to 1034 and encodes 338 amino acids.
CACAUUAGACAAUUCGAAUGAAUGGAAUUUGUCACGAGUGGGAAGAAGAAGAAACCACAAGGAAACUUUUUCUUUUAUUCACGGAAGGACUUUGUGAGUUUGUAUGUGACAAGUUGCGUGAAAGUUUAGGGAAAGAUAAUUGGCAACUCUUUGUUUCGUCACCUCCUCCUUGGUCUGCAGAAUAUUGUCUGAAAGUUAUUUUAGAUCGUUGGUUUGCAGUAUUUUCAGAGUCUUGUCUAGGAAAUGUUGUUGUCACAAAUUUGGGAAAAGGAAAGGAAGUAUUCAGUUGGAUAUAUGGUACGAGAAUGGAUUUUUUAAGAGGAAAGAACUUGUCUAGCAAUCAAAUUGAGUUAUUGAAUCAAGCAGUGAAGGAAAUAUUGGUUGCCAUACGUUCCCCUUUUGCUGGUUUAUUGCCGACCCAUUCUAGUUUUGAAGAUUACGUUCCUUUUACAAUUAAUUUCAAAAACUUUGGCCAGGAGGAAGCUAUGGAAAUUGACAAGGUUACUUUUCCUUCAGAAUCCAGUAGUCAUGUAUCAAUUAUGGGAGAGGAGGAUAUUUGGUUGAAUGGGAAGACAAAGCCGUUGAUAGUACUGGAUGGAGCCAAUAUUGCUUGGAAACAUGGCAAUCAUCAAAAGUUUUCUGCUUUGGGUAUUGUUUUGGCUUUUGAAUUUUUUAGUCAACGGCAAUUCGAGUGUGUUUGCUUCUUACCCGAAACGUAUUGGCAGCCAUCUACUGAGUCUUCAGUUUGGACUCAACUGGCUGUGUGGAGAGACACCCAUCGUUUGAUAUUAACACCAGUUGAUGACUAUGAUGAUUCUUACAUGUUAUUCUAUGCACAAAGACAUAGUGGUUUGAUUGUAUCCAAUGAUCGAUUUUUGGACCACAUGGAACAAACUUCAGUAGAUGAACAGAAAAGGAAAUUGGCAAAGUGGUUGUCACGUUGUCGAGUAACUUUUGUAUUUGGAGACAAUGAGUUUAUUCCUAAUCCUUCAUUCAAUAUGGCUGCGGCUUGUGAAUAUAUUGACAAACUUUGAACUCCCAUAAUUUGAUCUGUAAAUAAAGAAGAACAACGUUAUUUAUCUAUUAUAUCCAUAAUAACCGAACAUGUUGCCCCCGAUAACUGUCACAAGUUAUUUCAACCAGUCUCAUGUAUAAAAUGUAUAAACUGUUGCAAGUGUCUUAAAGUAGACUCCACAGUGUCGACAAGAACUUGUUUGUUUUGACUAUCCUUUUGAGAAUUUCUUUCCAGUUGUAAAGCUAACAAGUCAGCUUUUUCCAAAUCACGCAACAUUUGAUGAUAUAUGGAUUCCGCUUGUUUUCUUCUUUCACUUCCUUUCGUUGUCCUUUUCAUAUAUAUCUUGGUACAACUCUUUCUCAACAGACUGAAAGGAGGUGAUCUCAAUUGCAGACGAAAAUCUUCCCAUCGGUUCUUUUCUAAGAAAGAAAGCAAUACGUGUAACUCAGUUAUCACUUGUUGCACAUUCGCAAUAUAUUCAUCCACAUCUUGUUGUUGUGCGUAUGAACAAUUUGGUACAGACAACAAAACCAAGCAGUAAAGUAGCCCUCCUUGAAUCAGUUGUCUUCUAUUGCAACAGGAGUAGGGCACAAGUUGACAGCAUAUAGGUGAUGAGAAUGACAGUC